Symbiodinium sp. CCMP2592 is the source of this 393-nucleotide messenger RNA. The record is from the annotation of a GenBank genome assembly. NCBI's taxonomy places the organism in Eukaryota, Dinophyceae, Suessiales, Symbiodiniaceae.
AUGGCACGGCAGCGAGUGACAGAGAGAGCGAGAGGGAGAGUCCAAAACGUGCCCAAAUCUGGACAAGAUGUGGAAAGCAGAUGGAAUUUCGAUGCUGUAGCUUGCAGAACCGGGGUAUGGCCAGUGCCAGUCCCAGGCUCGGCAUCUCCUGCAUAUGCACCUUUCGCCGGGGGGGUGCCGGAGUUGACAAACUUCGAGCAAGACGGACUCCCUGAGAUCAUCGCGCCUCCUCCGUCUGACAUGAUCGGGAAAGGUCAGAAGACCACGCUGACAAGAGCGCACAAAAGUCGCUUUGCGAAGGAGGGUCAACUUGCGCUAUUAUCUUCUGCAUUGCUGAACUUAGAUGCCCGGUCGACCGAGUCGCCAUCAAAGGGCUGGGACACUGGCGCUUAA